Messenger RNA from Lecanosticta acicola, 936 nucleotides. Lineage: Eukaryota; Fungi; Ascomycota; Dothideomycetes; Mycosphaerellales; Mycosphaerellaceae. The record is from the annotation of a GenBank genome assembly.
AUGGAAGAUGGUGCCUCCGACACCGUCGCUGUCCACGUGACAGCGUCCGCUGCAUCGCCGCCUCCGCCUCCCGAUCCGAACGUAGACGAUGCGACGGCCGCCGUACCGCUUGAUGCCACUCCCCCAGCCAAGACAGACGACCCGCUCGUCCUCGACAACGAGCGCUGGGAUGUCACCUCCGUCUCUGCCCACGGCGCAUUGCGCAUGCUCGCCGAAACGCUCCAGAAGCUCUCGGAAGCUACCGGCGACGUCCCUCCCACCCCACCCGUCUCCCGUCCUUCCACCCCUCAUCAGAAGUUGGACGCCUGCAAGGGCCACAUGCGCCGAGUCUCCUCCUCUCGCACACUGGCCGUGGGAGCGGAGGGGCUUCCCUCCAUGCCAGAGAUGACCAGUCCUGAAGCACACCCCCAUGAGCCCAUCACCGUCCAAGUCGGCUCACGUGCGGAGGAUCUCGCGGUUCAGCAGGCUGCCAUCGCCAGGCGCUUCUUCUCCAAAGUCGCCCCUCCAUUCACCUUGAUCGAGUACCUCCUGCGCCUCCACAAGUUCUGCCCGCACUCGAGUGGAGUCUACCUCACUGCCGUCGCAUACAUCCACGCUCUCUGCAUCUCCUCCAACAUCCUCCCCAUCACGACUCGUACGAUCCAUCGCCUGUCACUCGCUGCAAUCCGAAUCGCUGCAAAAGCCGUGGAGGAUAACAAGUGGGCACAAGAGCGCGUUGCGAAAGUGGGAGGCAUCAGCAACCAUCAACUCAUGAAUCUGGAGGUCGCGCUUUGCUUCUUGCUGGACUUUGAACUGUUCGUCGACGAGGGUAUCAUGGCGAGGAGGAUGUUCUUGCUACAGCAGGCCGCGAGGCAUAGGACCGCGGCGAAGGGCAGGCUGAGUGACCAGUCUCAGCUCAAGCUUCCACCGAGUAGGAUCAAGGCAGCCCAGGCGUGA